AAGUUACAAAAAUGGCAAGAACCAAACAAACCGCUCGUAAGUCCACCGGAGGAAAAGCUCCCAGGAAGCAGCUCGCCACCAAGGCUGCCCGCAAGAGCGCGCCGGCCACCGGCGGCGUGAAGAAGCCUCACCGCUACAGGCCCGGUACCGUGGCGCUGCGGGAGAUCCGCCGCUACCAGAAGUCCACCGAGCUGCUGAUCCGCAAGCUGCCCUUCCAGCGCCUGGUGCGAGAGAUCGCCCAGGACUUCAAGACCGACCUGCGCUUCCAGAGCUCCGCCGUCAUGGCUCUGCAGGAGGCCAGCGAGGCUUACCUGGUCGGCCUGUUCGAGGACACCAACCUGUGCGCCAUCCACGCCAAGAGGGUCACCAUCAUGCCCAAAGACAUCCAGCUGGCCCGCCGCAUCCGAGGGGAGAGAGCUUAGAGUCUCCCGGCUCCUGAUAUUUACACAACGGUUCUUUUAAGAGCCACCUCACUGUUCACUGAAGAUCACAUGUUCCUCUAAACAGACAAGUCACGUGUUUAUCUUACUGCAUAAAUAUAUGAAUUUGAAAGAGCGAUUUUAUCGUUAUU
This is a messenger RNA of Scophthalmus maximus (turbot), 571 nucleotides long. RefSeq names its product histone H3. The coding region runs from base 12 to 422 and encodes 136 amino acids. The record is from RefSeq and is a predicted model, not a curated record. The transcript has a single exon. Gene Ontology annotation, molecular function: protein heterodimerization activity; structural constituent of chromatin; DNA binding. Gene Ontology annotation, cellular component: nucleosome. Lineage: Eukaryota; Metazoa; Chordata; Actinopteri; Pleuronectiformes; Scophthalmidae.